Messenger RNA from Chinchilla lanigera (long-tailed chinchilla), 2053 nucleotides. RefSeq names its product downstream neighbor of SON (gene Donson). Gene Ontology annotation, biological process: nuclear DNA replication. Gene Ontology annotation, cellular component: nucleus. NCBI's taxonomy places the organism in Eukaryota, Metazoa, Chordata, Mammalia, Rodentia, Chinchillidae. The record is from RefSeq and is a predicted model, not a curated record.
UUUUUAGACUCUAAUCAAGAAAAUGGUUUGCUGUGGGAAGAGACUGAAAGAACUGAACUAUAUCAGACUCCACAUGUAUCGUUCUCUGAAUUGGAUACUCUACUCCCAAGAAGCACCGAGUUACCUGUAGACUGGAGUAUUAAGACUCGGCUCCUUUUCACCUCUCCUCAACCGUUUUCCUGGACAGAUCAUUUGAAAGCACAAGAGGAGGCUCAAGGUCUUGUCCAGCAUUGUAGGGCAACAGAGGUUACUUUGCCUCAAAGUAUGCAGGAUCCCAAACUCUCCACUGAGCUCCGUUGUGCCUUCCAGCAGAGUCUUGUCUAUUGGCUCCACCCUGCCUUGUCUUGGCUAUCACUGUUUCCUCGUAUUGCAGCUGAUAGGAAAAUGGCUGGAAAGACAAGCCCUUGGUCAAAUGAUGAAACCCUGCAACAUGUAUUAAUGAGUGACUGGUCUGUGAGCCUUACUUCUCUGUAUAAUCUGCUGAAGACAAAGCUUUGCCCCUAUUUCUACGUUUGCACCUAUCAGUUUACUGUCCUGUUCCGUGCAGCAGGAUUAGCAGGAAGUGAUAUGAUCACAGCUCUCAUAUCUCCUACAACUAGAGGUUUAAGAGAAGCUAUGAAAAAUGAAGGUAUUGAAUUUUCUCUGCCUUUAAUAGAAGAAAAUGACCAUAAGAAGAAAGCAUAUGGAACAAACUUGGGACAUGGGGAGGAGCAGGCAAUCAGUGAUGAAGAUGAAGAGGAAAGUUUUUCUUGGCUGGAAGAGAUGGGCGUGCAUGAUAAAAUUAAAAAGCCAGAUACACUGUCGAUCAAGCUGCGUAAAGAGAAACAUGAAGUACAAAUGGAUCACAGACCCGAGUCUGUUGUUUUGGUAAAAGGAACCAACACCUUUACAUUGCUUAACUUUUUGAUCAACUGCAAGAGCUUAGUUGCUACCUCAGGUGCACAGGCAGGACUUCCACCAACCCUUUUAUCACCUAUAGCAUUCCGAGGUGCCACAAUGCAAAUGCUUAAGGCACGGAGUGUUAAUGUAAAGACACAGGCUCUUUCUGGAUACCAAGAUCAAUUCUCUUUGGAUAUUACCGGUCCAGUUAUGCCUCACGCUCUACAUUCUAUAACCAGGCUACUGAAAUGUUCACAGAGUGGGUCAUUCUCUGCAAGACUGUAUCCACAUGAGCCAACAGCUGUAUUUAAUAUCUGCCUGUCACUGGAUAAAGUACUGGAUAAAGAAGUUAAUAAGGAGCUUGCUAACUGUGGGUUGCACCGUAAGACUCUGGAGCAACUUAGUCAAACACCAUUACUGGGGAAAUCAUCUUUACGGAAUGUGGAAAUGAAUAACUACAUUUAUAAUUGGAGAUCCUGAACAGCAAAGUAAGCCUAAAAGGAAUCUUUGAGGAAAAAAACCUCCUAGCAAGGAAAUUGAAGAUUCUUAUACCUUUGUCUUUAAAGAAAGGAACAUACUUUAAAAUACUGAAAUGUUUACAAACAUUCACUUCUUAAUUUUAUUACAUACAUGCAUUGAGUAAUAAUAUAAAGGUUUUAAAUCAACAUUGGUUUUACUGUUUCAUACUAAAGUUUCAGGUAUGAAGAUGAUGCAGUUUUUCUUAAAACCCAAGUAACUUGAAUAAGGAAUCUAUGCCUAUAAGCUAUUUGUAAAUGGAGUAGAAAACCAAAUUAAAGUCAGUGUUUCCUUAUAAAUGACAAAUUGAGAGUAAAUCUGUACCAGUUAUUUCAUGACAUUGACUAAAAAUAUUACAACUUACCUGAGAACAGGUUAUUGUUUACAAAAGUAGAAAAUGAUGUAGACACUAUCUGAGUUGAUUACUGAUGCUUCUACCAAAGCAUCUUAGUGAUUUAUAGUUUCUCUAUUCUCAAAUAUAAAUUUUUUAAAAUACAUGCUAAUAAACUCAGAUAAAAGGAUAUUUUGGACUCCAUACAGAAUAGCAUUAAGAGUUGGAUACUCAGUUACCAUGACAAAGUACUACUUAAUGUGUUUAUAGGGUGUGUGUGUGUGCGUGUAUGUUUGAAAUUGUUUAAAUAAACAUGCUUAGAUAAUA